This is a messenger RNA of Pogoniulus pusillus (Red-fronted tinkerbird), 2800 nucleotides long. It is a transcript of the gene DOK2, whose product is annotated as docking protein 2. Gene Ontology annotation, biological process: cell surface receptor protein tyrosine kinase signaling pathway; Ras protein signal transduction; positive regulation of MAPK cascade. NCBI's taxonomy places the organism in Eukaryota, Metazoa, Chordata, Aves, Piciformes, Lybiidae. The transcript is spliced from 5 exons. The record is from RefSeq and is a predicted model, not a curated record. Bases 208 to 1743 code for a protein of 511 amino acids. Gene Ontology annotation, cellular component: cytoplasm.
ACCCAACCACAAGUCAGACGCGAAGACGACUCGACCUGGGGUGCCGGCAGCGCGGCCGUGGCCCAGGGGCGCGGGCGUGGGACUGGGCUGGGGGCCGGGACCCGACUUCGCCCACCCUAACCCCUACCCCCCCCCCAGGAGGUGUGGGGCACGGUCGGGAGGACACCGUCGGAAGGGGCAGCACAGGAGGAUGCUGGUGGCUGGAGGAUGGAGGAGGCAGUGGUGAAGCAGGGUGUGCUCCACCUCCAGCUGCAGCAGACCUUUGGGAAGCAGAAAUGGAAGCGGUUCUGGGCCGUGCUGUACCGGGAGAGUUCCUGCUCCACGGCUCGCCUGGAGCUCUUCGAGGGCUCUUCCCCCCCGGCGCUGGAGAAGCUGCGCAGGGCUGAGGGCAGCAAGAAGCUGGUGAGGCUGAGCGACUGCGUGCAUGUGGCAGAGGUCAGCGGCGACGCCAGCGGCCCCCGGGACACCAUCCCCUUCCUCCUGGAGACCACCGACAGGCGCUACCUGCUGGCUGCCGACGGCGCCGAGGCUGCCGCCUGGAUCCAGAAGCUGUGCGAGCUGGCCUUCCCGAGGAGCAGGGAGGAGCAGGCAGCAGGCAAGGAUGGGCAGCAGCAGGCAUCGCUGGGCACCAGCAGUGACUUCUCCAUGGAGGAAAACUCCCUCUACAGCUCGCCGGGCAAAGCUGGCUUGGAGCAGGCAUUCGAGGUGACAGUGAGAGCCACCGAGUCGUCGGAGCGCUGCCGGCUGCGGGGCCAGUUCAUCCUGCGGGCUGCGGAGGAGGCGCUGGAGCUGCAGCAGAUCCAGACCCUGGAGGUGCUCUACAGCUGGCCCUACCGCUUCCUGCGGCGCUUCGGGAGGGACAAGGUGACCUUCUCCUUCGAGGCUGGCCGGCGCUGCGCGUCCGGGGAGGGCAGCUUCGAGUUUGACACCCGCCAGGGCAAUGAGAUCUUCCAGGCCAUCGAGCUGGCCAUCAGCAGGCACCGGGCACGGGCAGCCGAGGAGCCACGGCGAGGUGCCCCCGGGGACGAUGCCAACUGGCCGCUUGCCCACACCAGGAAUCCCAGCUGGGCACAGGGGCACGAAGAACCUCCCGGCGCCAAGUGUCCCUCGUUGGAGCCCGGCUGGGAAGGGAAGGUGACCAAAGCCAAGCCAGCGAUGCCCCCGAGCAGCUGCCCGGGGGCUGGGGAGCCGCCGGGCACCUUCCUGUCCUCCCGCGGUGCUGAUGCGCCCUGCGCGGAGCCCUGCACCUCCCUGCGCCGGGCAUCCCCCCUGGUGCCCGAGAAGAGCUGGAAGCAGGAGGCUCCAGCCAAGGUGGGCGACGAACUCGCCUAUGCCACCCCCUUUGACACCAUCGCCAAGACCUUCCUGGCUCACCAGCUGGGCAGCCUGGGCCAGCCAGACCCUGUCUAUGACAGCAUCGGGGAGGCAGAGGGACGAGAGGGCGCCCAGCCCCCGCCGCGUCCCACCGCUGCCAAGCCCUACCACAUCUACGACGAGCCCGAGGGGCUGUCUGCUCACAGCGUCUACGAUCAGCCCGAGGAGGUGAAGGGGGACGCCUGGAAGCUGCAGGCAGCCCCAGAGGAGCCCAGCGGGCACCAGUACCCCUACAACCCGCAGCGGGAUGACUACGCCGUGCCCAGGAGGCCCUUCCAGCUCCGGCAGCCGCUGAGGGACGAGUGGCUGAGGGACGGCGACUAUGACAACGUAGCCCUCAAGCUGGCCAAGAAGAGGAACGUGCAGUGAGUGGGAGGAGGGAAGGAGAGGAGGAGAAGACCACCCCCGUCCUGCAGCUAGCAGCACCACCCCACCCCCCCCCGACCCUAACCCAUCGCCUCCUGCAGUAGAGCUGAGCUCUCCCUCGGCGCAGCGCACCCAUGGCUGGAGGGGAGAGAUGCGAGGGGAGGGCACAUCUGGGCAGCUGCGGAGCCGGCCGCUGGGAUGCUCCCGCUGGAGGGCAGUGUGUGCCCGCAGGACGGGCAGGGCAGGCAGCUGCUCCCCCCGCAGCCCUUCCGCUCGCACCGACGGCAGCGCAGGGGCAGCGCCGGGCGGAGUCGGAGCCCAAACUCCGCUGCCGCUGCCCCUCGGGCACCCAGCGCUGCGAGCUGCAGAUCCUCGUGUGCCUGCCUAGGGAUGCAGGUCCUGCGCUCUGGCCGCAGCUGGGCGAUGCACAGCCCUGGCAUGCUCCACCCGUGCCGGCUGGUCCUGCACAUCCCUAGGGAUAUACAUCCCGCACCAUGGAUGCAGCCAGAUGGCUGCUCAGUCCUGCACAUCCCUAGGGAUGCGUAUCCCAUGUUAUGGAUACAGCUAGAUGGUGCUCAGCCCAAGCAGCUCCGUCCCGGGCAUCCCUAGGGAUGCACAUCCCACACCUUGAAGGCAGCUUGAAGAUGCUCAGCCCCAAGAAUCACAGAAUGGUUUGGGGUGGGGGGAAGGGACCUCAAAGCUCAUCCAGUUCCAGCUUCCUGCCAUGGCCAGCUCCUGCCAGCCCAGGCUGCUCAAGGCCCCAUCAAAGCUCUCUUUCAACACCUCCAGGCUUGGAGCCUCCCCAGCUUCUCUGAACAAUCUGAUCCAGAGCCUCAUCACCCUCCAGGGGAAGGAUUCCUUCACUCCAGGACAUUCCCAUUGCCAGCCCCCAGCAGCAGCCAGUGCUGGGCAGCCUGCCUGUCCAAGGCCACACCAGAUCCUUGCUCCACAAGACCAAUGCCACCAACUCCUCUCUCUCAGCCAAGCCUUCCUUUGUAUUUUAUUUUAUUAUUGCUAUUUCUCUUUUUUCCUGUUGUUUUGUUUUCAUUAAAGCACUUUC